UUCCCUUUAAUUCAUGGUUUCUGUACUGGAAGUUGUGAGAUUGAGGUGGACAACCAGCUUCCCUAUCAUCUUGAGUUCCCUUUCAGGAGAAUUCUUCCUCCCUUGACUCAUUGGAAGCAUUGGCAGUGCCUGAAGGUAGAAAUAUUGCUAAGGGCAGGCAGAGUAAAAGGUGGGGAGGUGGUACCACCAUCCCUGACCUUGCAAACUCUACUCUAUAACUCAACCAAAGGAGAUGCCAAAUCAUAGUGGCUGUUCAGCAGCACCACAAUGUAAGAGAUAUGUUCCACAGGUCCCCUAGGCAGAAACGCCUAACCAUCCUUCUCACACUGCUGUGAUACAUUCUUUGUGAUAUCCCCUGUUCAGGACAGGCAGCAUUUAGAUUGCUUACUAAAGCUGAGGCAAUCCUGUGCUUAAGGUGCCACCUAGUACCAAAAAGGAGGCAGUGACCUAAUGGCAAACAAUAUUCAACAGAUAAAUUACAAAGAGUGUCUAAGCAAACAUGCCCAGUAAACACCAAAACAAUCCAGACCAAAAAGACUGGAAUAAAUGAAUUAUUCAUUGCAAAGAUAUGGACAUAAAUCUAUAGGAAAUAACAAAUAGGGAACAGUGACCUCCCCAAAAAGACAAAACAAAACUCCAAUGACUGAUCCUAAAGAGACACAAUACAUGAGCUCUCCGACCAAGGAUUUAAAAUAGCAGUUUUAAGUAAACUUAGUGAUCUCCAAGAUAAAAAAUUCCAGAAAUUUAUCAAAGAAAUUAAACAGAUUGAAGUUGUUCCAGAAAUGAAAUCUGGAACUCAGCAAUACAUUUGUCAACUAAAAAUUUGAUUAGAUACUGUGAACAGCACAAUGGAUCAAGCAGAGAAAAUCAGUGAGCUAAAGGACAGGCUAUUUGAAAACACACAGUUAGAGGAGAAUUAAAAGAAUGAAAAGGAAUGAAGAUUACCUGCAAGAUACAGAAAAUUACUUCAAAAGACCAAAUCUUAAGAAUUAUUGGUAUUCAAGAGGGAGUUGAGGUAGAAAACUUAUUCAAACAAAUAAUAACAGAAAACUUUCCCAAACUUGAGAAAGAUAUAAAUAUCCAGUUAUAGGAAGGUCUGAGAACAACAAACAGAUUUGAUCCAAAUAAGAUUUCCCUAAGGCAUAUGUUGGGAAAACCAGCCCCACACCACCCAGCGGGUACCCCGAGUCUGGCAGAGACAAAGGAGUUAGAAAGAGACAGAAUAAGCGCUUAAAAGCAGGUCCAGGGGACCAGAGCUCUUGGGCUCCGCCCAAUUUAUUGGUUUACAAGCUCUUUGUUCUUAGGGCAGAUGGGAGGGAUAGGAAGGGAUGAGGAAAAGGAUUAAUCAGUGAAGGAGCUCGUGAGUAGCAGUGGUGGUUUCUGUGAAUUUCGUCGAGCAAAGGCGUGUGUCUAAACUACUUAAGAUCUUUAACUUAUCGGGACUGAAACAGGUGGGAGUGGGUUUCAGGAGGAGCCAAGAUGUUUGAUUAUACUCCACUGCUUCAAGGAGUGUUAUCUCCCUGAGCAACCUGUGGAAUGCCGCUGAGCGGUUAUACUCUCGGGGCAUAAAGACAUGAAGGCAAUAAGGAGACAUUUCUCCUCAGAGGACGCCCAUGGCUUCCCAUGAGUGUCUCACGCAGGGGAGACCAACUCAACUGGCACCCCAGAAACUGUCUUUCCCACAGCAUGUAAUAAUCAAACUCUAAAAGGGCAAGGAUAAAGAAAGGAUUCUAAAAGCGGCAAAAGAAAAGAAUCAAAUAAUGUGUAAACAAACUCCAAUUCGUCUGGCAACAGACUUCUCAACAGAAGCCAUACAGACCAGGAAGGAGUUAUUAGAUUUUUAAAGGACUGAAGGAGUUAUAACAUUUUUAAAGGACUGAAUGAAAAAAAAUCUGCCAUCCAAGAAUACUGUAUCCAGCAAAUAUACCCUUGAAAUGUGAAUGCCAGAUAAAGUCUUUCCUAGACAAAAGCUAGGAGGAUUCACCACUACCAUACCCAUUUUACAAGAAACGCUAAAGGGAAUUCUUCAACCUGGAAGAAAAAAUGUGCGAAAAGAAAACAUUUGAAGGUGCAAAACUGGCCAGUUAAAGUUUUUGGCUACUGAUGUUACAAACAAUAAAAUAUUGGAGCAUAGAGUUGAAGAAAAGACUCAAACCAGGUUUUUAUUUAAUUAGUUAAAAAUAUGGAUCCUGAAACAAGGGGACAAGAGAUUAUCAAAGUGACACCUCUUCAGCAAAUGCUUGCCUCAUGUACUGGAGCUAUACUGACAUCAGUAAUAGUGACACCCCUGGAUGUUGUUAAAAUUAGACUCCAAGCCCAAAACAACCCAUUCCGCAAAGGAAAAUGUUUUGUAUAUAGUAAUGGACUCAUGGAUCAUCUAUGUGUCUGUGAAGAGGGAGGCAACAAACUAUGGUAUAAGAAGCCAGGAAAUUUCCAGGGAACAUUGGAUGCGUUUUUUAAAAUCAUUCGAAAUGAGGGCAUUAAAUCUCUAUGGAGUGGCCUUCCUCCUACCCUAGUGAUGGCAGUUCCUGCCACAGUUAUUUAUUUUACCUGCUAUGAUCAAUUAAGUGCUCUUCUGAGAUCUAAGUUACGAGAAGAUAAAACCUACAUACCAAUUGUUGCUGGAAUUGUGGCCAGAUUUGGUGCAGUAACUGUGAUAAGUCCACUAGAAUUGAUUAGAACCAAGAUGCAGUCCAAGAAGUUUUCUUACGUGGAACUGCAUCGAUUUGUCAGCAAGAAAGUAUCUGAAGAUGGUUGGAUUUCCCUUUGGAGGGGCUGGGCUCCUACUGUUCUUAGAGAUGUACCUUUCUCAGCAAUGUACUGGUAUAACUAUGAAAUUUUAAAGAAGUGGUUAUGUGAGAAAUCUGGUUUAUAUGAGCCAACAUUUAUGAUCAACUUUACUUCAGGGGCAUUGUCUGGUUCUUUUGCAGCUGUUGCAACUUUACCAUUUGAUGUAGUAAAAACACAAAAGCAGACACAACUUUGGACAUAUGAAAGUCAUAAAAUUUCUAUGCCUUUGCAUAUGUCAACCUGGGUUAUAAUGAAGAACAUUGUUGCUAAAAAUGGAUUUUCCGGAUUAUUUUCAGGCCUGAUUCCUCGCUUAAUUAAAAUUGCUCCUGCUUGUGCCAUUAUGAUCAGUACAUAUGAAUUUGGAAAGGCUUUUUUCCAGAAACAAAAUGUUCGAAGGCAACAAUACUAGUGAUGCUGUUUCAACUUGAAUCAACAACUACAGCCAAAGAAGAUGGAGAUUCUUAGGCAAGAAUGUUUUUCACCAUUAUUCUCUCACAAUUAUUUUAUGUCUUUCUUUCCUAUAAUUUAAAUAAAUAAUUUCAGUUCUACCUCUAAAUCAUAAUUUAAAAAUAAAUUUUAUCCUAUUUUUGGUGAUAUUGAAAAAGAUAUUCUAGAAAUCACCACCAUUGAGCAUUCUUGUAAAAAUAAGACAGAUUACUCCUUAGCAUCAAAAGCAAUCUCUUGAGAGUUUAAUAUUAUAUGUUUCAGUGUAACGUAAUCUUACUGGGAGUGUGUUGAAUACACCAGAACUUUUUGAAUUGUGUGCUGAAUGAUGUACAUAGUCUAGAAGAAAAAAGCCCAAGUCUUGUGCACAUUUAAAUCAUGUACAUAAGUAUUUCCGUAUUUCAGUAAAGUAGAUAAAGCACUCGUUAAAUAGCAUUGUUCACAUUGACCAAAUAUUGCCUGUUUCCUUUAAUUCAAAUGCAUUAGGUUCCCGCCUCCCCCUCCUUCCCCGCCAUGUUGCUGUUUUAAGGCUUCAUAUGUAUUAACAUUUCUCUGAUCAAAAUUGUGGCUGUUUUCCUUAUGAACCAUAAUAUAAUCAUUUGUGUGAUGUACAUUGUGCCAUUUUUGAUGACUAAAUGUCUAUAUUUCUGCCAUUCCUGUAAGAGAGGGAGUUUUUUACUGAUAGUAGCAAAUGUUCACUUCAGUCAAACUUGGGUGUUCAGUGGUAAACCAUAUAGUAUUUAGACUGGUAAAAAUAGUUUGCACACAGGAAUAGCCUCUGAUUUUUAGCUCUCUUGUAAUCCAGGUAUCAUUGUUCAUGGAAUUCUCUAGGUCAUUUUUAUUGUGUUGUUCUAACAGGACAGAUUAUUGCUACAACAAUAGUUACAAGAUAUUUCUAAAAUAUCCUUUGAUUUUUACUCUAAGUAUGGUAGAGUAAAAGGCUAAACAAGAAGCUGUUUCCUUGAAGACAUUGCUUUCAGUCACCAUACAUGUCUAAAUAAUUUAGCUUAUCAUUCAUUCUAUGUAGGAAUCAGAUAAGAAAGGAUAUGAUGGCAGGAAAAGAAAUGCUAUUCAUUUUUUAUACUUUAGUUUUAUUUUCUUAGGAUCUAUAUAUCCUAUAUAUAUAUAUUUUUUAAAGCACUAAUUUAUUGCAGUCUUUAUUUUAGAAAAUGUGAAGCAUUUUUUUCUCCCCUAAAAUGAAUAUAUUUAGAUAACAAGUCUUUAGUGCUGGUAGAGGAACUAAUUGAUUUUGUACUAUAGUAGGAAAGUGUUUAUAUGUUUCACCAGAAAUAAAGUAUGUAGGGUUUGUAUGUAAUCUUCCAUGUUUAUCCUAUGUUGAUUUACCUUAAAUUUGCAACAUACAUAUCCAUAUAAAUAUUCAUGACUUUCUUAUAUUUCAUUAAAAUGUUUUAUGGUUUCUUAAAAUCAUCACUGUGCUUCUAAAUAUUUUUAUAUAAAAUCAUUGUAUAAUGCUAUACUGUGAUAUACAUGAAAGUUUAUCUUGAACAGUGCUCUUUAACAAUAUUAAAUUUAAAUUUAUCUUGGUUUUGCUAUGCUUAUGGAUAAUUCAUAGAAAAAAAGCAGAAAAACUUAAUACUGUUCCCAAAAGGCAGUUACAUAUUUCAGUUUAAUAUCACCUAUAAGUAUGAGAAAGGUUUCCAUGUCUCCUACCUCUCACUGCACUUAGGAAAAUUCUUAUUUAUGAAUAAAGUAAGAUAAGUAAAUC
Molecule: messenger RNA, 4960 nt
Organism: Pongo pygmaeus (Bornean orangutan)
Lineage: Eukaryota; Metazoa; Chordata; Mammalia; Primates; Hominidae
Gene: SLC25A40
Product: solute carrier family 25 member 40
Exons: 12
Coding region: 2183-3199 (338 amino acids)
Biological process (GO): mitochondrial transmembrane transport
Cellular component (GO): mitochondrion
Source: RefSeq, a predicted model, not a curated record